AAAAAAAUGCCGCAUACGUGGAAAACAAUAAUAAUAGUAUUUUAACGAAUAGUAUAGACAAUUUAUUGAAUAAGAAUAGAUAUAUAACACGUUGUACGUCUUUAUAAUACUGUCGUGCUAUAUUAGUCCUUACUAGAGAACCAAAUUUACAUUUUCACAAUGGAUGCAAUAUCACUACUUUUAUCUGUAUUUUUCUAUUGUUUUAUAUCAGGACUGAUCCUACUAAUAAUUUUAUCUGGUGUCAUUUAUGCAACAACACAACCCUAUCCUAUCAUAGAACGUUCUAAUAAGGAAGGAAGUUUCUAUGAUCCAAAAACUAGAAGUAGAAUAAUGUUCUCAAGGCUCCAGGAUGAUUUCAGCGUAAAUUUAAGUGUGGUCGUACCGGCUUAUAAUGAACAGGAUAGAUUGCCUUCUAUGCUGGAUGAAGCAUUUGAAUUUUUAGAAACCAGAAGCAAAGAGAUACCCGACUAUAAAUAUGAGAUAAUAGUUGUAAGUGAUGGGAGCAGGGACAAAACAGUUCAAGUAGCAGAGUCCUAUGUACAGAAGUAUGGAACUGAGAGAAUAAGGUGCUUGGAACUGGAGAAGAACAGAGGUAAAGGUGGUGCUGUUAGAUUGGGAGUUUUGAAUGCUCGAGGAGCGACUAUUUUGUUUGCCGAUGCCGAUGGUGCCUCCAAAUUUGAAGACAUUAAGAAACUUGAAGUAGCAUUAAUGGAACUAUUGAAAGUGGACCCGACAACGAGUCCAUCUUCUGUGAGUACAAAGUCAGCAAUUGUGAUAGGAUCCAGAGCACAUCUUGAAAAGGAUUCAUUGGCUACUAGGAGCAUAUUCAGGAACAUCCUUAUGUAUGGUUUCCAUUUUUUGGUUUGGAUAUUCACUGUUAAGGGAAUUAAAGAUACGCAGUGUGGUUUUAAAAUGUUUACAAGAAAAACUGCCAAUCAGCUGUUCCAGAGUCUUCAUGUAAAUAGAUGGGCGUUUGAUGUAGAACUACUGUAUAUUGCACAAAAACUAAACAUUCCAAUUGUUGAAAUUCCGGUGAGAUGGACUGAAAUAGAAGGAUCUAAGGUGACUCCUGUGAUCUCGUGGAUCCAAAUGGGAAUCGACUUGGGGCUCAUUUGGCUGAAAUAUACCAUAGGUGCAUGGAAGAUCAAGAACAUUGAAUAGCACAAUUUUAUAACUUAAGCUUAAUAAUAUAUAAUAUUAUAAUAUGU
Messenger RNA from Aricia agestis (brown argus), 1208 nucleotides. RefSeq names its product dolichyl-phosphate beta-glucosyltransferase (gene wol). The transcript is spliced from 6 exons. NCBI's taxonomy places the organism in Eukaryota, Metazoa, Arthropoda, Insecta, Lepidoptera, Lycaenidae. The coding region runs from base 160 to 1161 and encodes 333 amino acids. Gene Ontology annotation, cellular component: endoplasmic reticulum membrane. The record is from RefSeq and is a predicted model, not a curated record.